Phaethon lepturus (White-tailed tropicbird) is the source of this 924-nucleotide messenger RNA. Its product is annotated as dynein heavy chain 17, axonemal-like. Gene Ontology annotation, cellular component: dynein complex. Gene Ontology annotation, molecular function: dynein intermediate chain binding; ATP binding; minus-end-directed microtubule motor activity. Lineage: Eukaryota; Metazoa; Chordata; Aves; Phaethontiformes; Phaethontidae. Gene Ontology annotation, biological process: microtubule-based movement. The record is from RefSeq and is a predicted model, not a curated record. The transcript is spliced from 6 exons. The annotation marks the transcript as partial.
UGCUACAUCACCCUGACACAGUCUCUCCACCUCUGCAUGGGGGGGGCCCCCGCCGGCCCCGCGGGCACCGGGAAGACAGAGACCACCAAGGACCUGGGCCGGGCGGUGGGCAUGAUGGUCUACGUCUUCAACUGCUCCGAGCAGAUGGACUACAAGUCCUGCGGCAACAUCUACAAGGGGCUUGCUCAGACCGGCGCCUGGGGCUGUUUCGACGAAUUCAAUCGCAUUUCGGUGGAGGUUUUGUCUGUGAUUGCUGUGCAGGUGAAAUGUGUUCUAGACGCAAUUCGUGCCAAGAAGAAAACAUUCCAUUUCCUUGGAGAGAAAAUUGCUCUGAUCCAGUCGGUUGGGCUGUUCAUUACCAUGAACCCUGGCUACGCAGGACGGACAGAACUGCCUGAAAAUUUAAAAGCUCUGUUCAGACCUUGUGCCAUGGUGGUCCCCGAUUUUGAACUGAUCUGUGAAAUCAUGCUUGUUGCAGAAGGUUUUAUUGAUGCUAAGCUUCUAGCAAGAAAGUUCAUUACUCUGUAUACACUCUGCAAAGAGCUACUGUCUAAACAGGACCACUAUGACUGGGGUCUGCGCGCUAUCAAGUCCGUGCUGGUGGUAGCGGGCUCCUUGAAGAGAGGGGCCCCCAGCCGCGCCGAGGACCAAGUUCUCAUGAGAGCUUUACGAGACUUCAACAUCCCCAAGAUUGUGACAGAUGACUUGCCCGUCUUCAUGGGGCUGAUUGGAGACCUGUUCCCAGCCCUAGACGUCCCCAGGAAGAGGGACCUCGACUUUGAGAAGAUCAUUAAGCAGUCCAUGCUGGAGCUGAAGCUGCAGCCAGAGGAGAGCUUCGUGCUGAAGGUGGUGCAGCUGGAGGAGCUGCUGCAAGUGAGACACUCCGUCUUUGUCAUCGGCAACGCCGGCUGUGGCAAGUCCCAG